ACAUUUUUGAUGGUAGCAAAUUUGAUUACGUACACUCUUAACAAGCAACACCUUGUAGAGAACUAAUUGUUAUAUUUAGUAAUUAGCGCUAAUUGUUUUCAGGCACUAGCAAGUAAUCAGGUCUUAUUUAGCCUAGGCUAAAUUUCGGGGGGGUCGUGUCGGGGUCAGGAGGGAAACUUCACUAGCCUAGCUAGAUUUGUCUCGAGUUAGAUUUUUUUUUUUAAAUAAUUUUAAAAAAUUUGGCUACCCGAGUGUUCUUUGAAAAAUAUAGCUAGUGAUUUUUAUCACACUGAAGGGAGUCAUGUCUGGUAUAGCCUUAAGUCGUCUUGCACAAGAAAGAAAGGCCUGGAGAAAAGACCAUCCUUUUGGGUUUGUUGCUGUGCCAACAAAAAACCCAGAUGGAACAAUGAACUUGAUGAAUUGGGAGUGUGCCAUCCCUGGAAAGAAGGGGACCCCAUGGGAGGGGGGCUUGUUCAAACUCCGAAUGCUUUUCAAGGAUGACUAUCCUUCUUCACCUCCCAAGUUCUGUCUAUCGAUUUUAGAGGAGGACAAAGACUGGAGGCCAGCCAUCACUAUCAAACAAAUAUUGUUAGGAAUCCAAGAGCUCCUAAAUGAACCAAAUAUCCAGGAUCCUGCACAAGCUGAGGCGUAUACAAUUUACUGCCAAAACAGAGUGGAAUAUGAAAAAAGGGUUCGAGCACAAGCCAAAAAGUUUUCUCCAUAAAGCUUCAAGACUACACAAGAUAGAAGAAAUUGGUUUGCUGAGGAUUUUGUCUCUGCCCCCUUUUUGUCUGCCUCCAACUAUGUCCAUUGCUCACCUAUUUCCUGCUGGACUGUUUUAAAACUGAAUGUGUGCCAUUUCUGUCCAUCACCCACAUACUGAUGCACCCCUUUGCUUUUUUGUUUCGGAAGUCCAGGAUUCGAAGGUGCACAAUGCCACCACAAAGUAUUUUCUGUACUCCAACUGUGGUAUUUCUUUUUUCAAGAGCUCACGCUUGUCAGAAAAGACUGUACGAAAUGGGAGUCACUUCUGUUGCUUUGUAUUAAUGUAUUCAAUGUUAGGCAAAAUAAUUCUAUGUUCUGAUAAAGAUAUAGAAAAACAGGCCUCAAUGAAUCCAUUCAAAGGUAGUUUAGUGUCUCUGCAUCAGACUCUGUUAAGUUGUUUUGGUCCAAAUAUUUAGAUUUAAAUAAAAAUGUUUGUACAAAGCAAGUGUUAAUACAUGUAGAUGGACUCAGUUCCAUCUUUCCCAAUGCAUUCUGUUGCCAGUUGAAUGCCUGUUACUCUUGAAGGUGGACUUUGGGUAAAAGUCACAGCUUUAGACUGUGUACAUGAUCAAAUCAAUCAUUCAAGGUCAUUUUAAUGCUUAAAAACAAAUUGUUGAAUAAGA
Salmo salar (Atlantic salmon) is the source of this 1388-nucleotide messenger RNA. Its product is annotated as SUMO-conjugating enzyme UBC9-B. NCBI's taxonomy places the organism in Eukaryota, Metazoa, Chordata, Actinopteri, Salmoniformes, Salmonidae. The record is from RefSeq and is a predicted model, not a curated record.